This is a messenger RNA of Diuraphis noxia (Russian wheat aphid), 1338 nucleotides long. RefSeq names its product C3G guanyl-nucleotide exchange factor (gene C3G). Gene Ontology annotation, molecular function: guanyl-nucleotide exchange factor activity. Gene Ontology annotation, biological process: Ras protein signal transduction. NCBI's taxonomy places the organism in Eukaryota, Metazoa, Arthropoda, Insecta, Hemiptera, Aphididae. The record is from RefSeq and is a predicted model, not a curated record. Gene Ontology annotation, cellular component: plasma membrane.
GUAAUAUAAUAAAUUUUUAGGGCGAGAUCACGCAUUCUUGAACAAAAUGAAGCUAAAGAACGUGAACGUUAUGUGUUAAAGUUUAUCAAAAUAAUGAAAAGCUUAAGAAAGAUGAAUAAUUUUAAUUCAUAUUUAGCACUUUUAUCUGCAUUAGAUAGUGCACCAAUAAGACGUUUAGAAUGGCAAAAAUAUAUAACAGAAGGAUUAAAAGAAUACUGUGCACUGAUUGAUAGCUCAUCAAGUUUUAGAGCUUAUAGACAAGCUUUAGCUGACACAAAUCCUCCAUGCAUCCCUUACAUAGGACUAGUAUUACAAGAUUUAACAUUUGUACACAUUGGCAACAAUGAUUAUAUAUCAGACAAUAUAAUAAACUUUUCCAAAAGAUGGCAACAGUUUAAUAUUGUUGAAAAUAUGAAGAGAUUUAAAAAAGGAUGCUACAAUUUUAAGAAACAUGAUCAUAUCAUUGCAUUCUUUAACAAUUUUGAUGAGUUCCUAUGUGAAGAAGCCAURUGGCAAAUCAGUGAAAGCAUUAAGCCAAGGGGAAGUAAAAAAACUUCAUAAAAGUAUAUCUAAAAAAAAUAUAUAUAUUUUUAUAGCAAUUGAUAUUCAAAGCAGUAGUGAGAAAAUUGUUGGUUUUCCAAUGAUUUUAUGUGUUUUAACAUAAUUUUCUAAGGCAGUUAAAAUCUCAUAUAGAAUCCUCGAUUCUCAAAUUUGUUUUGAAAAUAAUUCAAACAGUACCUUAUAAAAUUAAUUUUUGUGAAUGUUUAGUAGUUUCCAUAUAAUUUACCAUACAAUUAUUAAUAUUUUAGUGCUAUAACUUUCUCACAAUAAGACAUGCUAUUCAAACAAAUUGCAUAUUAUAUAUAUCAAUUAACAAAAAUUGCAAUAUUUAGUAAAUUAUUCACAAUAAUUUUAAUUUCCAUUAUGAAUUUAUGACUUACUUUUGUUGACUUUUCGAUUGGAUUUGUUCAUAACUAUAAAUAUUUAAAUUUCAAUGUAAGGUUAAAUCAGAUAUUCCAAUUUUUUUUAUUUGGUAAUUAUAUUUUUAUGAGCACUUCUAAUUUAAAAAUAAUAUAAACACUAUACUUAACUGUGCACCUCUUUAAACCAUUAUGCAAUCAUUGCUAUCAUAUCUGGAAUAAUAACAACAUAUAACUCAUGUCAUAGUGAGUAAAAUGAAACAAGCUUUUGACCAUCCAUUCUGCUUUUAAAAUUAUUAUAUCUCAUUAAUUUGGGUACCUAAUAUAUACUUGUUCUAUGAUUAAAAUUAGAUAAAAUUUUAAAAAUUAACAAUUAAUAAUGUCUUAAAUAAGAUAGAUCUUAGCAAAUAUCUAGUCA